This is a messenger RNA of Oryzias latipes (Japanese medaka), 1635 nucleotides long. RefSeq names its product dual adaptor of phosphotyrosine and 3-phosphoinositides (gene dapp1). NCBI's taxonomy places the organism in Eukaryota, Metazoa, Chordata, Actinopteri, Beloniformes, Adrianichthyidae. The record is from RefSeq and is a predicted model, not a curated record.
CACAACCGGAACGCAGGUGUGGACCGCAGCUGACGAAAUGUUGGGGGACGGGCUUCACAUAAGCUCCUCCCCCUGGCAUUCGACCAGACUUGAGUUGGUCACGCAGUUCACGCGCCGAACCAUCUACAUUCACCCGCGGUUCUGGUCGCGGACGGAGAUCCCUGAGUCAGUGCGUCUCGGCGGGCGUGUCCGUGAUUGACAGCUUUGACUUCCGGUCCGGCCGAGCCCCUCAUCAUCAUCAUCAUCAUCAUCAUCAUCUUCAUCCUCAUCAUCAUGAGCGUGUACAGCGACGCGUCCUCGGAGGAUCUCGGGGACGAGCUGCAGAGUCUGGGGUGGUACCACUACGACCUGUCCCGCCACGCCGCAGAGGCCCUCCUCCUGUCCAACGGGUUGGACGGAAGUUAUCUCCUCCGGAACAGUAAGGAGGGUCCGUCCUGCUUUGCCCUCUCUGUCAGAGCAAAGGAUUCUGUGAAGCAUUUUCAUGUGGAGCGCAAAGACAGCGUCUACAAGUUCGGCUUCAACGAGUUUCCCACCCUCCAGGACUUCGUCAGCCACUUUGCCAACCAACCUCUGCUGGGCAGUGACACAGGAACCCUCAUUGUUCUGAAAAGUCCAUAUCCGUGGCACGUGGAGGAACCGUCCAUCUACGAGUCUGUGCGGGUUCACACGGCCAUAAAGACGGGCUGCACGGAGAACGACCUGGUGGUCGCCGCUCCGGCGCUGGGCACCAAGGAGGGGUACCUGGUCAAACAGGGCGCCAUCGUGAAGAACUGGAAGCUGAGGUGGUUCACGCUCAACAGAUAUGAGCUGAAAUACUUCAAAGACAAAGAGCUGUUUCUGCUGCAGAGCAAGGAGCCCAUCCGGACGCUGGAUCUGAGGUCCUGCUCUGCGGUCCAGUUCGAUUACUCCCAGGACCGGGUCAACUGCAUCUGUCUGGUGUUUCCAGAGAGAACCUUUUAUUUCUGCGCAAAGACAGCAGUGGAGGCAGACGAGUGGAUCAAGAUUCUUCGGUGGAAGCUGGCCUCCGUCGCUGUGGCUCAUGUUGUUCACGGCCUCGUGUUUGUUUGCAGUCACAGACGAGAAAAGGUCGAUGACGGACCGGAAAGCGCUCCGGCUGCAGAAGACGGUCCUGACCGCUGAUGGAACCCAACAUCCUCCUCAAAAAAGUGCAUUUAUUUUGAAAAACUGUUUGAGUUCAGGUGCUGAGGAUCGACUGUCGGCUGUAUGUUAAAGACUGAAAAAAUAUCCAAAGUAUUUUGGUCAGAAAAGCCUUCUGUUUGUUCUGGAGUUUCAGCUAAAGUGGACCAGAGGAAUGUUGUAUAGAUUCAUGUUGUUCAAAAUAGAUCCCCACCUCACUUUAGUUGUGUAUUAUAUUUGCUGUUUUAGAAUAAAUAUUUAAAUCACUGUAAAGACACUGAAAGUUUGACUUCAAAAAAUAUCUCAGAUGGAGGUGGGGGGGUGGGGUGUAAGGGUGGGGUCAUCUGGACCCCAUAGGAUAGCACAAGGGUUAAAGUUAAUCUGAAUAUCAGAGACGAGAAAAACGUGGAUUAUAUUUUUCAGAUUACACCAAACAUGACUGUUUGUCAUAUUGUGAAUGUAAAUGAAAUAUAAAAGUGAUUUCUUUGUUUUUUUUUA